AUGUGCGAUGUGUUGUACCUCUCACUCAGCGGUGCAGUUCUGCAUGCACGCGGGGGGAUGAUUGUCGGGUCCUCGCAUCCAAGAAAAGGCACAGUGCAGCAGUCGAAACGUGGGAAUGACCAAAUGGAAGAAGCUUCUAUUCUUCCAGAAGGUCUUUUGGCCCCCGACCGUUCCCCCUGGGACUCCACCACUUCCCUUCUAUCCUUCUAUUUACCCUACCCUCCUUCUCAAUGCGGCCACCGAGCGGGAGAUGCCAUCGGGGGUGUGACGUCUGGACUGGACGCGAGGAAACUCGGCGGUCUUUGUACAGUCUCCCGCAACCCGCAACGGAGAGAGAAGCCACUAUCGCGACACAUACGCCACAUCCACCACCCCACUUGGCCAUGGAUUGAGAUGAUUGCGUGCGUACGGCACGGAAUUGAGGGGAUACAGGUCACAGAUACGAUGUUGGAGUCGGCUGCUACUGCUACUGCUGCUGCUGCUGCUGCUGCUGCUGCGCUGUGA
This is a messenger RNA of Mollisia scopiformis, 504 nucleotides long. RefSeq lists its product as uncharacterized. The transcript has 2 exons. Bases 1 to 504 code for a protein of 167 amino acids. The record is from RefSeq and is a predicted model, not a curated record. NCBI's taxonomy places the organism in Eukaryota, Fungi, Ascomycota, Leotiomycetes, Helotiales, Mollisiaceae.